Dalotia coriaria is the source of this 2659-nucleotide messenger RNA. Its product is annotated as LMBR1 domain-containing protein 2 homolog. Gene Ontology annotation, cellular component: membrane. The transcript is spliced from 7 exons. Lineage: Eukaryota; Metazoa; Arthropoda; Insecta; Coleoptera; Staphylinidae. The coding region runs from base 150 to 2267 and encodes 705 amino acids. The record is from RefSeq and is a predicted model, not a curated record.
UGCAAACCUCGUCUUAUUCCCUUGAAGAGCUUCACUUUGGAAAAGUUAGAGAAGAUGCAACAAGCUGCACAGGCUACACUUCAAGAACAAAAACUUGCACAACUCAAUGAGUGAUUUCAAAACAUACGCUAACAACUAAAACAUUCAAGAUGAUGCAUUAUGGUCCACUGAUCUCGAAGGUGGUGCUAUCCUUUUUGAUAUCUUCCAGUGUCUUAUACAGAUAUGGAAAUUGGUAUAGGCAUAGAAUUGUGGUCACACUUGUUGUGUUACUGGCAUGGUUUUUCAGUUUUCUUAUAAUUUUUGCUCUACCUCUUGAUAUCAUAUCAACUGUUUAUAGAAAUUGUCUAGCUGAACAUCCUGUACAUGAUGAAAUCCAAGAAGGUAAUUCUACUACAAUAGAACCACCUGUUUCGUGUAAGAUUCCAUGGAACAGUGUACCAGAAGAGGUGUUUCCCAAUUUAUGGCGCACAGUUUAUUGGUCGACGCAGUGUCUCACUUGGCUGUUUAUGCCAAUGAUGCAAUCGUACAUAAAAGCCGGCGAUUUCACCGUCAAGGGCAAGCUUAAAUCGGCUUUAAUUGAUAACGCCAUUUAUUACGGCUCGUAUUUGUUUAUUUGCGGCGUGUUGUUGAUUUACCUCGCCACGCGGCCCGGGAUUGAUAUUUUCGAGUGGGCCAAGUUGAAAGCGAUCGCUUCUUCGGCGAGUAACACGUGGGGUUUGUUUCUUUUGGUGUUGUUAUUGGGCUAUGCGUUGGUCGCUGUUCCACGCAGUUUGUGGAACAACUCAAGUCAUUCGUACGUGCUUAAUCAUGCGUAUUUUAAAGCUGCGAAGUUGAGCAGUGAUAAAGCUGAAGCGGAGGAAACUGUUGAUGAUGUUUUAGAGUCACUUCAAGCUAUUUCGAAAGUAGUGAAUGCUAGUCAUCCGAUGUAUCAGCAGUUGGAGACGAUUUUACAGAAAGUGCCAUCGGAGUUGCGCGAUCGCAUGAAUCGCCGACAACUUCCAGAUGAUAAUCAUGCGGAUUCGCCUGGUGAAAAAUCACUUGUUCGAUUACACAAACAGGUGAUAAAAUCAUUACAAGUUCUGCAGAGAACUGAAACGCAAUGGAAUAUAUUGAUCGAAGAAAUCUUCUCUUUGGAAGACACGCUGAGAAAUAUGAACUCACGUGACAGAAUUUACAAGCAUACAUUUGACAAACCCAAAGGGCAACUUGCGAGGAUCAUUUACAACGCAAAAAUAGAAUGGUAUUGGAAGUGUAAGUUUUCAAUGUAUUUGAAGAAAGUUUUGGCUGUUUUGGCCGCGUUUUUAUCCACUGCGGUUGUUUGGUCCGAAGUGACAUUCUUUAACAAACAACCUGUAUUGUCAAUUUUUGCAAAUAUCGUCAAUGUUGCAAAGAAAAACUACGAUUAUUCAACUAUUGAGAUUUUAUCAACUGCAGUCAUAUUAUAUCUUUGUUAUUGCGCUUAUUCAACUGUACUUAAAAUCCGCGUCUUGAAUCUGUACUAUCUCGCACCGCAUCAUCAAACCAACGAAUACAGUUUGAUAUUUUCCGGGAUGAUGUUGAGUCGUCUCACACCGCCGCUCUGCUUAAACUUUCUGGGCGUAAUUCACAUGGAUAGCCAUAUUAUUAAGAAACAAAUACUGGAAACUGACUAUACGCAGAUAAUGGGGCACAUGGAUGUGAUUAAAAUCAUCUCGGAUGGUUUUAAUAUCUAUUUCCCGAUGGCGAUUCUAUUCUUUUGUCUGGCGACGUAUUUCAGUCUCGGUGCGCGGAUUUUAUCCGCUGUGGGUUUUCAUCAAUUCAUUGGCGAUGAUGAAAUCACCACUGAUUUAGUGAAUGAAGGUAGAGAGUUUGUUAAACGUGAAAAACGCAAGCGACAGCGUACGGAAGAGUCAAUAAGUCGACGCAGGGAUUUUAAUGAACGAUUUCAAACGACUGGAAGAUUCAGACCGGAACGUGGAAGUACAGAUACAAUACGUUCUAUACGUAAUGACGAUGGGCUAGAGUCAACCCGAACAAACCUGUUGAAACACGACGGCGCAGAGACCGAAAUCGGAAGUGGCACGCGCUACGUCAAUGAAGUGGACACACGAUUUCCGCCCACGGGCGAUCUCGCGGAUGAUAUUGACGCGCGUUUCGGAAUCAGUACGCAUGGCAUCAUCAACGAACGGUAUGACAGCGCCAACGAAUUGGACGCGUUUAAUCAAUUGGAUUCUUUGGAUUACAGAAACCGUGUGGGCGCACCGCGCGGCAUAUUCGAUGACGUAUAAGCGCAUCUCUUACAGGAAUAUUCUAAUAACGCACUAUCAAUACCAAUAUUUUCUAACGGAAGUAACACCUUGUCAACGUAAUGUGUUUGCCAUGAUUUUAAUUCUUUUGAAUGAUUGUUUUUUACGUUUAUUAAAUCUUUAAUUUAUGGUAGCUUAUAUCACGCAGUUGUUGUAGACAGAUAUAUUGAGAUUGUUUUAGGUUAAGUCCAAUUUAAAGUAAGCACCUAACCUAUCUUUGAAGAUACAAAAAAUGGCGUGUGUUUUGUUAUGAUAGGAUAUGUUGCGGAUGAUUUAAACAUUCCUAGAUGUGUAAGUAAUUAUUUGAUAUACGUGGGAUAUGAUAAUCUGGUCAUUCAUUUAAUUUCAAAUAAAUAAACAAUGCACUAAAGUAA